Messenger RNA from Prunus avium (sweet cherry), 2117 nucleotides. Its product is annotated as Homeodomain-like superfamily protein. The record is from RefSeq and is a predicted model, not a curated record. Lineage: Eukaryota; Viridiplantae; Streptophyta; Magnoliopsida; Rosales; Rosaceae. Gene Ontology annotation, molecular function: DNA-binding transcription factor activity; DNA binding.
GAGAGAGAGAGAACAGAAGACAAAUACGUUCUUCUCUGGAGUUAGUUCUUGUGAUGUGAGAUUAAGUAAAGGAGAGAACAGCCGUCGUCAUAUCAUUCCGUGUCUACCAGAAUCUUCAUAGAUAGUUUUCCUCUCUUAUUUUUUUUGGCUCGCUUUUCUGCUGCAUACCCCCAAAGCUUUCAACUUUGAUUCAAAGUCCAGCCUUUGGGAUUCAAGUUUCAGUUUUCUCACUCUUGGGUACCAGCAAUCAGCUCAUUGGAUGAUAGUGAAUGUGAAUAUUAGGCUGAAUGUGGUUAAAGCUCUCCUUGUGUGUAAUGUAGUUUCUGUUAUGUUGACAAUGAAGAAUAACGUUGUGGGAGUGGCUGGGAAGACACUAGUCGGCAGACUUGAGUCGCAAACAAUAACGAACAUCCAUACUGCUCUAUUUAUUUGAAGAUCGGGUGCAAAACGGAUGAGUAACUUCGGGUCUUCCAAAGCUAUGUCUUCAUCAUUUCCAAAUCUCUCUACCCCUCUUGAUGAUAAGUAUUCCAGAUUGCCAGAUUCUUUUCAGGUUUCAUCACAAAGGGAGAAGACUAGAUAUUCUAUGUUACCACAGGCUUCUUCCCCGGGGCACUUAGUUUCAUCAUCUUCCAGGCCCAAUGAUGUUCAUUUUUCCUCAGUUUCCCCUUGUGAAAGGCGUUCCCAAAAUUCUCCAUUCAUUUUUAAAUUACCAGUUGAUGAAAAAUCAUUGUCACUGACACAUUCUUCCCAUUCAGAAGUACAACCUACAGCAUUGAUUAAUUACUCUGAAGAAAAUAAAGAUAUUUCCUGGUACCCAGAUUCACUUCAGGAAUUUCUUCAUUUCCCUGAAAAUGUCCCUGACCAGAAUGGCCUGGUGGAUAGUAGUGCUGGUGUCAUAACAUCUGAGGAUCAUGCUGAAAAGACCGAUUGGUCUGAUUGGGAUCCAUUAAUUUCCUUUGAUGAUGCUCUGGACCCAAACUGGGAGCUUCCCAUUGAUGUUGAUGCAGUGGAUCCCAAACCAAAGGUGUUGAACCCAUAUUCUGAUAUCCUGGUGCAGCCGCCCCUGAUUCAACAGCAUCAGCCAGUUCAAUCUGAAGAAUUUCGUCCCAGCCCUGAACCAUUGUCCACUGCACCUCCAACCAAACCCAGAAUGCGUUGGACACAAGAACUUCAUGAAGCCUUUGUGGAAGCUGUCAACCAGCUUGAUGGUAGUGAACGAGCUACUCCUAAGGGUAUUUUAAACCUCAUGAAAGUUGAAGGCUUGACAAUCUAUCAUGUAAAAAGCCAUUUACAGAAAUAUAGAACAGCCAGAUACAAACCGGAGUCAUCAGAAGGAGCGUGUGAGAAAGUUUCAACUCCGGUUGAAGAAACAAAUUCUCUAGACUUGAAAGCGAGUUUGGGGAUUACUGAAGCAUUGCGGUUGCAGGUGGAGCUCCAAAAGCGGCUUCACGAACAACUUGAGAACCAAAGAAAUUUGCAGUUGCAAAUUGAAGAACAAGGAAAGUACCUUGAAAAGAUGUUUAAGCAACAGAGAAAGAUGGAAGACAGCAGGGUGAAGCCCGCAUCAUCCACUGUGGAUGACCACGCUACUCCACCAUCAAAUCUUGUGUGUCCUUCCCCUGGAGAGGAUAAACCAGAGACCUCCAAACAUGACCAUGAGAAAACACUAAUAAGCGCUAGUAGUGCGAGCACCCCCUUGGAAGAAGGUUCACAAGAUGCAAAUAGGAAGAAGCAGAAGGCACGAGAAACCGAAAGUCAAGAGGAGCCUGACCACCCAGGUGAUGUUGAGUCUGGUACCCAGCCCACAAAACGUGCCAAGAAUGGAUGAAACAUCGGUAUAAUCGAUUGAGUUGCUCCGUAUUGAAAUCUUAUAUCAUGCAUUUUGCUGCUCCAGGAGUUCUCUCGUCCCAGUUUCGGUGGUUUAAACUAUAGUUCAUGGUUGACCAAAACAUAAAACCUUAGUUCAUGAGUUUCCUGAUUAGCAUUCUCUGACUAGGGAUGGAUUCUUUCUUUCUACGUUGAGAAAUGUCACCACCACCUAGAAUGAUGGGUUUACUUUUUGUGCUUAUGAGAUGCUUAUUAUUAAUUAUUAGAUGAAAUUGUUCAAAAGUGAAUAA